This is a messenger RNA of Dromiciops gliroides (monito del monte), 630 nucleotides long. Its product is annotated as gamma-aminobutyric acid receptor subunit gamma-3-like. Lineage: Eukaryota; Metazoa; Chordata; Mammalia; Microbiotheria; Microbiotheriidae. Gene Ontology annotation, molecular function: extracellular ligand-gated monoatomic ion channel activity; GABA-A receptor activity. Bases 289 to 630 code for a protein of 113 amino acids. The record is from RefSeq and is a predicted model, not a curated record. The transcript has 4 exons. Gene Ontology annotation, cellular component: membrane. Gene Ontology annotation, biological process: gamma-aminobutyric acid signaling pathway; chloride transport.
CCUCAGUAGACCCUUCACACCUGUCAGAUCCAAGGAAGCCCUGUCUACACUUGCAUCGGGAAGCUGAGCCCUGGUCUUGUCAAACCAGGUGAACAGAGCUGCAGAGAGGGAAAAGGGGGUGUGCAUUGACUCCCCCCAACAACGAACCCACUCCCCCUCUUUUCCCCCACUUCGAUUGUCACCUCGUUGCUCGCCUCCUUGUCUCCUCACUAGCUCUCUGUUCAGGACUAUUCUGCCGCAUUUCUCGCACCCAGCUCCAUCUACCUGGAAAGUACUGCUUCUUGGACCAUGGCCCCGAAGCUGCUGGUACUCUUCUGCCUGCUCUCCGGGCUCCACGCACGGUCCAGAAAGAUUGAAGAUGAUGAAUAUGAAGAUCUAUCUUAUAACCAAAAGUGGGUCCUGGCUCCCAAAACUCAAGACACUGAUGUGACUCUUAUACUCAACAAGUUGCUAAGAGAAUAUGACAAAAAACUGAGGCCAGAUAUUGGACUAAAACCAACAGUUAUUGAUGUUGACAUUUACGUUAACAGCAUUGGACCUGUGUCAUCAAUAAAUAUGACGAAGCAUGUUACAGAUGUUACAUCUAUUGAAUACCAAUCCAUUCUCACUUCUGCAUCUUGGAAUCCUUAG